This is a messenger RNA of Daldinia vernicosa, 1915 nucleotides long. RefSeq lists its product as uncharacterized. The coding region runs from base 449 to 1690 and encodes 413 amino acids. The transcript has a single exon. Lineage: Eukaryota; Fungi; Ascomycota; Sordariomycetes; Xylariales; Hypoxylaceae. Gene Ontology annotation, cellular component: Golgi membrane. The record is from RefSeq and is a predicted model, not a curated record. Gene Ontology annotation, biological process: vesicle-mediated transport; mitotic spindle elongation.
UAAUCUCACUAGUGUACCUCUGAAGGGGAACCUUAACGUUAUACUGUGGGAAUACAUAGUGGACGCUGCGCUAAUCUGUUCGCUGACGUCCUUAGGGGGGGGGGCCCAUCGUUUCCUCCUAUGUACCCCCUCUACAUACCUACACUUCCCGGAUUCAAACUUUGAGGUUGUGAAUUGUUGAUUCGUAUACCGUCGGCGAAUAUGGAUAGCUAGGCUAGCUAGUGCCGUUUGAAGCUAUCUCGACUUUGCUGCUGAUAUAUAAACCCGCACGGGAUAACUAUAACGACAACCAUAUCUCGUAUCGGUCCUGUGUUUCCAAUUAUACAUAGCUCGCCCGUCUUCCGCCUCGACGAUAUAGGUAUCUGGUCUAAAGGACAAGGACCCCCGAUACGAUACGAUCUGGUUUCUACAUAUACACAGCUAAAACACCAUCAUCGUCGUCGUCAAUAUGCCUCCCGAUCACGAAGCUCAAGAGCCCAUGCUCUCCGUCUCACACCCACCAUCACACUCGCCAUCUCCAUCUCCCUCUCCCUCCCCGACGCCCCCGUCUCCACGCCCAGAUGCUCCUCUCCCGCCAUGGGUACGCCCGAAUUUACAACGCCCGACAUCCAACUCGCAGCGCCUCUCAACACCAUACUCCCGCUCCGCAGCCGCAAACGACUCCUCCUCCGAGCCCUUCGCCCGCCGCAUCAUGCGCGCCAGCAUGUCCUUCUCCAAUAACAUGCUCAAGCUGUUCUACAGCAUGACCCUCCUCCAACGCAUCAUCGCCGUGUCCGCCCUGCUCGUCGUAAACGUCCUCCUGGUCCUGUUCCUCGUGUACUCGCACCGCAUCUUCGCCGCCCUGGCCCCCGUCGCUAAGGGUUGGCGCGCGCUGAUUGGCGGGUGGGUCAUCGUGUUUCUGAUGACGUGCGCGUCGGGCUUCCCGCCUAUGAUCGGGUAUAGCACAUGCGUCACCAUCGCGGGGUUCGUCUACGGGUUCCCGGGCGGCUGGCCCAUCGUCGCUAGCGCCACCGUCUUCGGGUCUACCGCUGCGUUCAUCGCCAGCAGGACGAUAUUCAGCGGAUACGUGCACUCGCUAGUCGGCGCGGACAAGCGGUUCGUCGCUUUAGGACAAGUUCUCCGUCGAGACGGAUUGCUAGUCCUAGCCGCUAUCCGUUUCUGCCCGCUGCCAUUCAGUCUCAGCAACGGGUUCCUCGCCACGAUCCCCAGCAUUUCCCCGUGGCGCUUCGCCCUCGCAACAGCCAUGGCCUCCCCCAAGCUUCUCGUGCACGUCUUCAUCGGCAGCCGGCUGGCCUUGCUCGCCGAGAGCGGGGAUACCAUGAGCGCAGGCGACAAGGCCAUCAAUUACCUAAGCAUGAUCCUCGGCAGCGCCGUAGGGAUUACUCUCAGCCUGUUUAUAUACCGGCGCACGAUGGCGCGUGCCAGAGAACUCGCGCGCGAAGAGGCUGCUGAGAACGGGGUCGCGGUGGACGGGGCACUUGAUGAGGAGUUAGACCUGGGGUAUGGUGACUUGGAAGAGGGAAGACGGCAGCGAGCUGGGGAGGCGGAUGAGGCGGCGCUCAUGGAUGAUGAUGAUAUCUCGCUGUGGGAGACGGAUGCUGUUGACGGAGUAGGAUAUAGGGAUGAGUCGGAGGAGGAAGAUGCUGCCGGAAAGGGGAAUGGAAGGGUUUCCCACGGGGAGCAUCGAUAGAUGGAUGGAUGGAUGGAUGAGCAUUGUCGACUAUUUGCAAAUUUACCAAGGGAUUCGUCCGUGUACGGAAUACGGGAUACAAUAGGCGUCUGGCGAGUCGAGAGCGUAAGCAAGGGUGGGCUCAGUUGCAAGUUUGGCAUUUUGGAGUGUACGGCAUAACAUGGAUGGGAAUAUCAAAUCACAUUAGCUAGAGGGCAUAGGUGUCUAGGCAAGGUAGACGGGUCA